Molecule: messenger RNA, 2174 nt
Organism: Anopheles aquasalis
Lineage: Eukaryota; Metazoa; Arthropoda; Insecta; Diptera; Culicidae
Product: phenoloxidase 8-like
Molecular function (GO): oxidoreductase activity
Source: RefSeq, a predicted model, not a curated record
CUCUAAAGUCAGACAAGCAGUCUCAAAAGUUCUAGAAGAAAGCGAAUUUGUGCGUUUAAGAAGCGUUAGUAUGUCGGAUAACAGGAAACUACUCGCUCUAUUGCAACGUCCUUUGGAACCCACGUUCUAUCCCAAGGAUGAUGGUAAAACGGUAGUGGACUUGCCGGAGAACUUUUUGACCGAGCGUUAUCGGCCGAUCGGCGCUUCACUUCAAAGUCGCUUCGGAAAUGAUGCCGAUACUCGCAUCCCCGUACGAAGUGUAGCCACACCUAACAUUGCAUUUGCUGAAGCUAUACCUCGCCGUGGAGGUUUUUCUUUGUUUAUUCCGACACAUCGCAAAAUUGCCGGUGAUCUCAUUAACCUCUUCGUUAGCCAACCAAAUGUGGACACGUUGAUGAGUGUAGCAGCCUAUUCUCGUGAUCGUUUGAACCCCAUUCUUUUCCAAUAUACGCUAUCUGUUGCGAUCCAACAUCGCGCGGAUACAAAAGAUCUUAACAUUCCCUCAUUUUUGGAGCUAUUCCCCGAUUCUUUCGUCGACCCAUCAGUCUUUCCCAAGUUGCGCGAAGAAGGUGCCGUUGUACAAAUGGAAAAUAGAAUGACAAUUGAUAUCCCUAUGAACUACACCGCUUCGGAUCGUGAAGAUGAGCAGCGUUUAGCAUAUUUUCGUGAAGAUAUUGGAGUCAACCUUCAUCAUUGGCAUUGGCAUUUGGUGUACCCUGGAGAAGGACCUGACGAGGUCGUUCGAAAGGAUCGGCGAGGAGAGUUGUUCUACUAUAUGCAUCAACAGCUGAUAGCCCGUUAUAACGUAGAACGCUUUUGCAAUCGAUUGGCCAGGGUGCGACCUUUGACCAACUUGCGAGAGCCGCUACCUGAAGGAUACUUCCCCAAAAUCAUUCGUAGUCUAAAUAACCGUGCUUUCCCUCCUCGUCCUCAAAAUACUAUUCUUAGGGAUAUCAAUCGUGUCGAAGAUACCGUGAACUUCACAGUAAGCGAUCUGGAGCGUUCGGAAAGUAGAAUAGCAGAGAGUAUUGAUGGUGGCUACGUUGUUGGACCCGGUGGUGCUCGCAUUCCUCUUGACGAAGCAACAGGUAUUGAUGUACUCGGAAACAUUAUGGAGCCCUGUCAGCUUUCUGUUAAUCCCACUUACUAUGGAAAUUAUCACGGGAAUCUGCAUAACAUAAUUGCCUUCAGCCAUGAUCCAGACAAUCGCUUCUUAGAAGGAUAUGGUGUAGUUGGAGAAUUUCAAACGGCUAUGCGUGAUCCAUCCUUCUACCGUCUGCAUGCUCAGGUCGAUAACAUGUUUCAUCGAUACAAACGUACACUUCCCUCUUACAACUCCAACCAGUUGAACUAUAAUGGUGUGCAGAUACAAUCUCUUGGUGUUCAGUUGAACCGACCUAAUGCACCGGCUAAUGUUCUCCUAACAUAUUGGCAGAGAUCCCAAGUGGAUCUCGCAACUGGUUUGGACUUUGGCCCUCAAGGAAACGUAUUUGCCUCUUUCACACAUCUCCAACAUGCACCAUUUACAUACCGCCUCUCAGUUAACAACACCACUGGAUCACCACGUCGUGGAACAUGUCGUAUUUUUAUUGCUCCAAAGGUAGACGAACGGAAUACUCCCCUUACAAUGAACGAACAGCGCUUGUUGAUGGUUGAACUGGACAAGUUUACCGUAAACUUGAAUGCUGGUACCAAUAAUAUCGUACGACGUUCUGAACAAUCUAGCGUAACCAUUCCUUAUGAGCGGACAUUCCGCCAGGUUGCCUUAUCAAACGUCAAUGAACCCAGCACCGCCCAAUUCAGAUUCUGCAACUGUGGAUGGCCGCAUCAUUUAUUGAUUCCGAAAGGAACUCCCGAAGGAAUUCAGUUCGAUCUUUUCGCAAUGAUCUCAAAUUAUGCAGAUGACACCGUCAACCAAGAGUUUGAUGAGAAUGUAAAUUGCAACGAUUCGCACUCCUUCUGUGGUUUACGCGACCGUCUUUAUCCUGAUCGACGUCCCAUGGGCUAUCCUUUCGACCGCUCUAUUCCUACAAACGUGCAAAAUCUACCUCAAUUCGUGGGAGCAAAUACUAACAUGGCAACGACACAAGUGCAAGUUCGUUUCACCAACACCGUUAUAUCCAGAACUUAAAAUAAGUAACCUACGCGAAUAUUCAAUAUGGAUGAACAUGGAA